Molecule: messenger RNA, 2844 nt
Organism: Aspergillus tubingensis
Lineage: Eukaryota; Fungi; Ascomycota; Eurotiomycetes; Eurotiales; Aspergillaceae
Exons: 2
Coding region: 1-2844 (947 amino acids)
Source: RefSeq, a predicted model, not a curated record
AUGGUCUUCCUACGUCUUCGAGUCAAGGUCUACCCGCGCGAGCAGGUUGCGCCUACGCCAUCCUUCUCCUUCCGCUCGAUCCUCGGUGAUCGCGAUCGCGAUCGCGAUGACGCCAGCCGCAGUGCUAAUGGCUCGGGCGGUGGUAAACCCGUGGCUUUUCUGCUUGUGCUUGAGAAACCGGAAGAUAUUACGCUGGGCGGACUGGCUGGGUUGAUUCAGGAUAAGUGGAGGAAGUUGAGACCUAAUGCGGAACCUCUGGACAUUAAGAAACUCCUCGACGACGAUCAUGAAUCCGAUGACCUCGAUGCCGAUAUGACUGUCGCGGAAGUGUUUGUCGAUAACGGUAGAGCACGCCAAGAUAUGUCCGACCAGCGGGGUACCGUUCGUGUGAUACAGAAGCCUGGUCAAUAUGCCCCUGUGCGGUUCCCCUCCGUCACCCAGGACUGGGAUGCCGCUGCGCAGAACUUUGAGCGCCAGAUCCAGGUCAAGAAGGAGGCUGUUAAGAAGGCGAUGGAUCAGAUUCCGACUAUCCAUGAAGAGGAGGGUAAUGAGUAUUCGAAUGCUGGCUCUGCUAGUGCACGGUCGUCUGCGUGGAGUCCCUAUGAGAACCGUCGGUCUGAAAUUCCCGUUUCGUCUGUGGAAAAGGAUGAGGUUCCAGGCUCGCCUGCGCCUUGGGAGAAGAGGCCGGUACUGCAUGAGGAGGAUUCUCAGAACCAGGUUGGCAGCAGUAUUGCAGCUACACCUUUGCAUAAGCGUAUGCAGAGCCAGGAAUUAGGGGAUUCCCCAUCGCACACCCCGACGCCUGAAGAGCGCACUGCAUCUAGACACAGUUCCUCGCAAGGAUCUGCAAAACAGCAGGUGAAGCAGGCAACGGAAGGGCAAGCUAAUGGCUCGCAUGAAAUGGAAAGUAUUGAUGGAUCUCUGUCGCCGUUGAGUACUCGGAAGCCACUCCAACGUCGACAAGUACCUGAAACCCAGCCGCCAGCCCCGGUCGUUAAUGUUGACAGUGAGAGCGAGAGCGAGAGCGAGAGUGAAGACGAGACAGGAGACGAAAAUGACGAGAACAUGUCUCCCCCAUCUGCUCAGAAGAACAAGCUCCAGAACGGCGAUGUCGAUAUGCACGAUACGGUGGAACCUACGCAGGAACAGCCGCAGUCCAGCUCGCGCAAGAGGAAGUUGAGCCAGGACGACUUCGAACCGAGCAAGGAGCCCCGCCUUUCUGAGCCAGGAAGCACACAUGAUACCCCCAAGGGCAACAAGCACGGCACGGUGACAGUUGAGGUGAGUCCGUAUACUCCGAGCAAGCGCGCGCGAACCCCAUCAAUUGGAUUUAGCCCCCGCCGAAGCUUUUUAAUGCGUGCCCCAUUCGCGCCCCCAAAACAUGGUCUAGGCUUGGGAAUAACAAAAAGCCCUCCUAACAACCGACUUACACGCUGUUUGACCCAGGACUCGGCCAUCCCCCAACCCGACUUUUUGGCCCCUAAUGGUACCCCGGAGAUCCCCAGCAGCGCCCCUACUAUUCGCCGUGGCUCAGUAUCGCUUGCCCCAUACUCGACGCCGUCGAAGGCCCAGGCCCCCCUUGACAAGGUCAAAAACUUGCACUCCGCCUUGCGCAAGAGCUCCCCUGCUGAACGACCAUCCGAGCGCCGAUCAGUAUCGUUCGCCGAAUCCGACGAGGUAGUAUUUGCUGGGUCUCAACCAGUGCCAAAGUCGAACCCUCAGAGUACCUCGAAAGCUCAUGCCAAGGGUUCAGACGCCAACCGGAGGACGUCCGAUCCAAGCUCUAUGGUUUUCCCUGCUUCUGUGCCCAAAGAGCGGCUGGACCAGCUCUUGGAAGAAGCAAACAGGAAAAUCGAGCAGGAUAAGCAGUACGAAGAGGAGUUGCAGGCUAAAUUACAGACCGCACGCCAGCAGAAAGGCAGUGCUGCGUAUAUCCGCAAGCUACAGGAACUGUCGGACGCAUGGACGGCUCUCAAGAAGGCCGAAAAGCACCAAAAGACGAAAACGGUAGCUCAGCGUAAGUUCGACUCGCUUCAGAAAGAGGUCGACAAGCUCGAGGCUGCGCAGAAAUCAAAGACAGCUUCUGCCACACCGCAGAAGAAACAGCAGUCUACGACACCACGCUCUCAGCCCGCUGAUGCCGCCAAAUUGCCGACGCCGCAUGACACGAAAGCUGCGAAUGGCACCAAAUCUCCAGCUUCGGAAAGCCGUGCUCAGCCUCAGAAGACUUCUCCUGCGCAAAUGCGGACCAGGUCAGCUAGCAAGGUGGACGCUUCCCCGAAGAUUGCCAGCGAGCCUCAGAGCUCUCUAGUUUCAGACAACCUGGACCUGCCGCCCAUGAGCAGAACCGUUCACAGAGCCGGCUCUUCCAAACCAGAUGGAACACCAGCCCGUGCAAGUACGGUGAAAUCGCCCGAGAAGGCUCCUAAGCCGUCCCCGCAGGCACCGAUCGAGCUGUCGUCUGAUUCAGAAGAGUCCGAGGAAUCCGAAUCGGAAUCAGAGUCAGAGUCGGAGUCCGAGGAAGAGGAAGAGAAGAAGCCUGCGAUCCGUCAAACAGCCUCUUCACCAGUGAAAGGCAACACCGCAACACCCACCCAAGUUCCAGCCUCGCAACCAGCUCCGUCGCAGACAUGGGCACGUCCUUCAAGCGCAACGCGCACGACGCGGACGACACUAAAAUCAUUGAUCCAGAACCAGAAGAAGGAGCUGGAAGCGAAAACGCAGCCGAAACGGGCGGCAAACUCGCUGCCACAGAAGCGAAGUGUGUACUCGCCGCCAUCAGAUGAUGACAGCGAUAGUGAAAGCGAGAGCGAGAGUAGCAGCAGCGACAGCGAUAGUGAUUAA